Messenger RNA from Letharia columbiana, 849 nucleotides. RefSeq lists its product as uncharacterized. The coding region runs from base 1 to 849 and encodes 282 amino acids. Gene Ontology annotation, cellular component: mitochondrion; cytoplasm. The record is from RefSeq and is a predicted model, not a curated record. Gene Ontology annotation, molecular function: ATP binding; AMP kinase activity. Lineage: Eukaryota; Fungi; Ascomycota; Lecanoromycetes; Lecanorales; Parmeliaceae. The transcript is spliced from 5 exons. Gene Ontology annotation, biological process: ADP biosynthetic process.
AUGGCUCCCAUCACAGACGACACGGUUGAAGCUCUUCGAGAUACCAUCCAUAAGCUGGAAUCCCGGGUGCAGCAGUUGGAGGCCAAGUUAGGGCAUGGUGAUGGGUCACCCCCGGCGGCCAGCUCGAAGAAACCCCUUCAAUCCGUCCGGAUGAUUUUAAUGGGUCCUCCUGGAGCUGGCAAGGGAACCCAGGCACCGAAGAUCCAGGACAAGUACUGUGCCUGCCAUUUGGCAACAGGGGACAUGCUGCGAUCUCAGGUAGCAAAGAAGACCUCGCUCGGGAGGGAAGCCAAGAAGAUAAUGGAUCAGGGCGGGUUGGUCAGCGAUGAGAUCAUGAUCAACAUGAUAAAAGGUGAACUGGAGAACAACCAAGAUUGCAAACAAGGCUUCAUACUUGACGGCUUCCCGCGAACAGUCGCACAAGCUGAGCGACUAGAUGGCAUGCUGACAGCGAAGAGCCAAAAACUUCAACACGCCGUCGAGCUACAAAUCGACGAUGGCCUUCUGGUCGCCCGGAUAACAGGGCGCCUGAUUCACCCAGCUUCCGGCCGGUCAUAUCACAAGAUCUUCAAUCCGCCAAAAGAGACGAUGAAGGAUGACGUGACCGGCGAGCCAUUGAUCCAGAGAUCCGAUGAUAAUGCGGAUACACUGAAGAAGCGACUUGGGGUCUAUCAUGACCAGACCUCGCCAGUGGUAGCCUACUACAAGAAAACGGGGAUCUGGAAGCCAAUCGAUGCAAGCCAAGAACCAGGGCAAGUGUGGAAGAGCCUACUGGGGGUCUUUGACGGGGACAAGUCUUCAUCUUCAAGUCUCACCUCCAAAUUCCUCGAUCUUUGGCAUGCCAAAUGA